This is a messenger RNA of Syngnathus acus (greater pipefish), 1739 nucleotides long. It is a transcript of the gene wbp2, whose product is annotated as WW domain binding protein 2. Gene Ontology annotation, cellular component: nucleus. The coding region runs from base 174 to 977 and encodes 267 amino acids. The transcript has 8 exons. NCBI's taxonomy places the organism in Eukaryota, Metazoa, Chordata, Actinopteri, Syngnathiformes, Syngnathidae. The record is from RefSeq and is a predicted model, not a curated record. Gene Ontology annotation, biological process: positive regulation of DNA-templated transcription. Gene Ontology annotation, molecular function: transcription coactivator activity; chromatin DNA binding.
CGUGACGAAAGAUGUGGGCGGUUCCCUCGACUGUCUUACGCGCAGGUGCAGCACUGAAGUUAGCGGCGUAAACAUCUUCCCAAAUUUUGGUUUUCCUUCACGUUUUAACCCUAUCAAGGUUGGAGACAGGCCUGUUGUGAUCCAUUUACGAGAGAGGAGGCCCGCCCGUCGACAUGACUCUCAACCAGAACCAUUCGGAGUCCGGUGGAGUCAUUAUCAACAACAGUGAAAGCGUUUUGAUGAAUCAUGACAACGUGGAGCUGGCCUUCUGCGAUGCGGAUGGCUUACCUGAGGCCUUCAGAAAAAGCAAGAAGGGCAGCAUUUACCUGACUCCAUACAGGGUGAUCUUUGUGGCUAAAAGUCGAGAUGCACUCAGGUCUUUCAUGAUGCCUUUCUAUUUGAUGAAAGGCUGCGAGGUCAAGCAACCUGUACUUGGGGCAAAUUACAUCAAGGGGACCAUCAGCGCCGAGCCCGGAGGUGGAUGGGAGGGCAGCGUGAGCUUCAAGUUGGUCUUUGCUGCGGGUGGAGCCAUCGAGUUUGGGCAAUACAUGCUGGAGGUUGCCACUCAGGCUUCCAGAGGUCAGCCGGUCAUUGCAGGCUUUGGCGGCGGAUGUCCUUUCAUUGCUAACGGAGCCUACGCUUAUCCGCCUCCCCCUUCCAACGGGGAGUAUCCCGCCGCCGGACCCCCGCCGUGCUACGCCUACCCCAACGUGCCUCCUCCAGAUGGCUUCUACCCCAACCCUCCGGCGUUCAAUAACUCCGCAGCCUACAUGGCUCCGCCUCCGUAUUCAUCCGCUCUGGGUCAGCAGCCCCCGCACCACCCCGAAGGCCCCUCAUCGGCCGCCGCCGAGGCUAAAGCAGCCGAAGCCGCCGCAGCCGGUGCUGCCAGCUAUUCCACGCGGCCCCCGACACACGUGUACUUGCCAGAGGAUAAGCCUCCCCCCUACUCUCCUCCGGAAGACAAAAAGAACCAGUAGACCUCAUUUACUUUCACACAUUUCAAUUUCAUUUGUUCAGGUCUUUCCUUCUUUUCUUGACUUCCGAUCGUUCUUGUCAAUUACCCUUUCCUUCAUUCUCAUUCUAACCCUUUGAAGCGAUUGAAUAGUGGCUAAAAAUGAAUGAGAAAAGCUAUUAUUUAUUAUGAUGAUUAAUGUGCUGCAAGAUUCUCUCUGCUUCAUGUAGCUUUGCUAUCUGUGACUCGUGUAACGUACUGCACAGUACAACUAGCAAUCGGCUAUGACUGAAUUUUAUAGUACGCUUUGCUCUGCCAAUCAAUCCAGUGAGCGAAAUGAAGUCGUUCUUUUUUUUUUUUUUUUUUUUACCAUUUAACUGUAUAUAUGUAGAAGAUAAUAUAUAGCUUGUCACACUCCAAGGCAUCACCCUGCUUUGGAUGAGAGGACGGCAUAGAUUAGAGUGAGUCAGUGAGUCCCUGAUCCAGGAUUAAGAUCAGACACUGAGAAGCCACGUACAGACACCAUAGAUUAUGUUGUCAAAAAGCAAAGCAAAGCACAGGACGAACCCAAUCAAAAGUCAUGAUCGAAAGUAGCGUGGAUUCGGGUAGCAAGUUUUUGUCAGAGGUAAUUCCUACUCCAGUCAUUUGUGUACUGUACGUUAGACGCGGCCGGUACCUUGCUCAUCUCUGGGCUCGCUCGCUCGCUCAGGCAUGGCUCAAAGUAUAAAGAAACUUACAAAUGAUCAAUGACAGUUAACAGGCAUUUAUUAAACGGAUGCUGUUUAAA